Molecule: messenger RNA, 1099 nt
Organism: Cynara cardunculus var. scolymus (artichoke)
Lineage: Eukaryota; Viridiplantae; Streptophyta; Magnoliopsida; Asterales; Asteraceae
Exons: 3
Coding region: 1-903 (300 amino acids)
Source: RefSeq, a predicted model, not a curated record
AUGUCGAUGCACGCAAAGACAGAUUCCGAGGUUACCAGCUUGACGGCGUCGUCACCGCGGCAGCCGGCGUACUAUGUACAGAGUCCAUCGCGUGACUCGCACGACGGCGAAAAGACUACCAACUCAUUUCACUCGACGCCGGUGCUCAGCCCCAGCGGGUCACCUGGCCGUCAAUCCCGGAACUCAUCUUCCACCAGAUAUUCCGGGUCGUUACGACCCGGAUCAAGGAAAGGCAGCCAACAUCAACAUCACCGGAAAGGGGAGAAGGGGUUCGAUGCAAUUGAGGAAGAAGGGUUCAACGAUGAAAAUGGUCGGAUGGGGAUUCCUCGCCGGUGUUAUUUUCCGGCCUUCGUCGUUGGCUUCUUUGUUCUUUUCACUUUCUUCGCUCUCGUGUUGUGGGGCGCUGCUAGACCUCAAAAGCCCGUCAUCACCAUGAGGAGUAUUUCAUUUGAUAAAUUUGUAGUAAAUGCUGGAGCAGAUGCAUCUGGAGUUGCCACAGAGAUGGUAACAUUGAAUGCCACUGUGAAAUUCAAUUUUCGCAAUCGAGGAACUUUCUUUGGGGUUCAUGUAUCAUCCACACCUCUUGAUCUCGCCUACACCGAGCUCACCCUAGCCACGGGAACUCUGAUGAAAUUCUAUCAAUCAAGAAAUGGUCACAGAAUUGUAAGUGUAAAUUUGCAAGGGCGUGGUGUGCCAUUGUACGGAGGAGGUGUGAAUUGGAGUAGCGAGAAUGGGAAACUGACAGCACCGGUGCCACUGAACCUAAAUUUCACGGUUAAAGCCAAGGCUUACGUGUUAGGGAAAUUGGUGAAGCCAAAGUUCUACAAAAAGGUGUCUUGUGCAAUUGUUUACAAACUCAUCAAUAAGCCCAUUUCUCUCAAGAACUCUUGCACCGUCGAGUAAUCUGCACCCAUUCAGUCAGAUGGGUAUUUUUAGCUGAUUCAGAUAAAACCACAAUCAGUUUCAAUUUUGUCCUAGGAAAAAGACAAAAAAGGACGAAGGGCAAAAGAGGAGAUAGCAGCAGUUGGUGACUAGAUUGGUCGCUGACCUCUAGGAGGUAUCAUAUUCUAGAACGGUGUAAAAUAUUAUAAUUUUGUUG